AAAUCGAAGUUUUGUGAAAGACUAAUCAGUUCUUGAUUUUUCUGGACAACUAACCAACUCGAAGCCUCCUCAACUAACCAUGCUUAACAUUAAGUUUUACAUUUUUCUGGUUUUCAUACCAUUUCUCACUUUGUCAGUUAUUCUUCUCAUUGCUCUUCUGGCAGUUUUCAACACGACGCUUGCAUCUAACAGCAUCUGCCACAUCACCAGAAAGCCACUGAUGCUUCCGGCUCCAGGCGAUGUCUACAAGAAGCCAGUACAGUUUUACACGAAUGUCACAGUGUCAGUGUUUGCUCCAGUAGUGUCACCUCUUGAUGUCUACACAAACACCACCAAGUCAACUGCUUUUGCUCCAGCUCAGAACAUCAAAGUGGCUGAUAUUCUUGAAGAAGAUGCUGAUGCAAGUCAUGUUAGGGUAAUGAGAAUCGCUGGAUUCAUUGCACAAUCCACCAUCUUUCUGUUUGUCUACACCAUUGUCACUAUGGAUGUUGAGAAUUUCGAAGAAUCUGAAGCAGAGGUUCCCGUCUUCAAGCUCUACAGAGCCCGUGAGAUUCAGACAUGCCCACUGCCAGCUCGACAAAAUGUGAUGAUCGUGAGACAAUUCGUGGAAACGGAAUCGAACUGCUGAAAACUGUCAGAACAGUGAUAAAGAAAUAAAUAUUUUCCUGAAUU
This is a messenger RNA of Caenorhabditis elegans, 672 nucleotides long. RefSeq lists its product as uncharacterized. The record is from RefSeq and is marked reviewed. NCBI's taxonomy places the organism in Eukaryota, Metazoa, Nematoda, Chromadorea, Rhabditida, Rhabditidae.